Molecule: messenger RNA, 509 nt
Organism: Athene cunicularia (burrowing owl)
Lineage: Eukaryota; Metazoa; Chordata; Aves; Strigiformes; Strigidae
Gene: NDUFA11
Product: NADH:ubiquinone oxidoreductase subunit A11
Exons: 3
Coding region: 1-417 (138 amino acids)
Biological process (GO): mitochondrial respiratory chain complex I assembly
Source: RefSeq, a predicted model, not a curated record
AUGGAGUAUUUAAUUCCCUUUUCACAUGAAGGGGCGAGUAGACAGCCGAAAGCAGGUCUUGCUUCAUUUUCCCCUCCUCUCAGAGGAACUCUUGUACAGCACUGCGUGUCUCAAAAAUGUGCUUUGUGUGUAAUUCUCAGUUCCUUGAGGGGGGUGUUGGUUUUUUACCUCUUGUUUACAGCUACACUAGGAGCUGUGUUUGGAGUAACUACGUGCCUCAGUGCCCAAAUCAGAGAGGAACCAGACAGUCCCUUGGACUAUUUCAUAGGAGGCUGCGCAACGGGAGCCGUCUUGGGUGCAAGAGUUCACAGUUACAUGACUGGUACCACUGCGUGUUUGGGGUUUGGAAUUACUGCCGCUCUCUUCAAGAUAGGUAACAAGGAGGGCUGGAGGCUGACGGGGCCUCCCAAGCUGUAACUGGAGCUUUCCUUCCCUGCGAGCUGUCUUUCGAAUGCUGUAUGUAAUAAGACUUUGUGUAAUAAAGAGACUGUCAAAUCAGCAGCUGUCAC